Daphnia carinata is the source of this 1003-nucleotide messenger RNA. RefSeq names its product 4-hydroxybutyrate coenzyme A transferase-like. Gene Ontology annotation, molecular function: acetate CoA-transferase activity. The coding region runs from base 378 to 869 and encodes 163 amino acids. Lineage: Eukaryota; Metazoa; Arthropoda; Branchiopoda; Diplostraca; Daphniidae. The record is from RefSeq and is a predicted model, not a curated record. Gene Ontology annotation, biological process: acetate metabolic process. The transcript is spliced from 3 exons. Gene Ontology annotation, cellular component: mitochondrion.
GAAAUAGGUCAGCCGGCUGCUUAAUAACCUUUCACAGCUACGUGACUAUAUAAAUGACAAAGGUUCGCCUCCGAGAACACACAUUAUUUUGAAAUUUUACUAGUCAGAACUUCCGUUGUUGGUUUUACCUCACUGUUUAGCUUUUAUCUCGUUCCAUUCUUGUAGUAAUUCGUAGAAUUACAUAGACCCUAGAUCUUUAACUAGUCCAACAUUUUUUGUUAACGACGUCCAUAGUGAAUCGUGUGAUCAUAACAAUGCAUCUUAGCGGUGUUUUUAGAAGAUUUAAAAAUGAAAUUAUAAGGAAGUAUUAUACUUAUGCUACUGAACCGUUUCAUUCAUUGCCAUGAGCACCAAUCACUGCUUCUGCAGAAGAUGCCAUGAAGGUUGUCAAGUCUGGUGACAACAUUUUUGUUCACAGUGCAGCAGCUACUCCAUCAAAGCUUCUAGCUGUAUUAGCUAACCAUGGAAAGCAAAAUAGACAGGAGAGAGUCACAGUAUGUCACAUCCAUAUUGAAGGAGCAAUGGAGUACUUGAAACCAGAGUACAGUGGCAUAUUCCGUGAUAAUUCCUUCUUCGUUGGUGCCAAUGCUAGGGAGGCAGUCAACACUGGUAGGGCUGAUUUCAUACCCAUCUUUCUCUCCGAGAUACCACUGUUGUUUCAGCGGAAGAUCAUUCAACUAGAUGUUGCCCUAAUCAACGUUUCUCCGCCUGAUCAGCAUGAUUUCUGCAGCUUUGGUCCCAGUGUGGACGUGACGCGGCCUGCCGUAAAAAAUGCCAAGUACAUCAUAGGCCAAAUUAAUCCAAAAAUUCCGAGAACCUUUGGUGAUGGGACAAUCCACGUUCCCAUUUGGACUGUAUCGUCAACGUAGAUGAAGAGCUUCCACAAAGACUAAAAUGAUUUUAAUUGUGAGCACAGUACCUAUGUAUGUGUAUGUUGUAUUUCCACUUCGCGUUAAUUAUCUGUCCACCAAUAAAUAGUAAUCAAUAAAGAAUAAUCAAUCUA